AUGUACCGCUCAACCAAAGGAGCAUCAAAGGCUCGAAGGGACCAGAUCAACGCGGAGAUCCGGAACCUGAAGGACUUGCUGCCCAUAUCCGAUGCAGAUAAAGCGCGGCUCUCAUACCUGCAUAUCAUGUCACUUGCCUGCAUGUACACCAGGAAAUCUGUCUUCUUCUCUCAAGAAGCAGGAGCUGCUGCCAGCCUUGAGGAAAGUGCAAGGUUUCUGUCUUUCCAUGAACUAUCGGAGUUGGUGCAGGCGCUGCCGGGGUUUUUGAUGCUGCUGACUGGGGAAGGGAAGCUCCUGUACCUGUCAGACAGCGUCUCGGAGCAUCUCGGACACUCAAUGGUGGAUCUUGUGGCCCAGGGUGACAGUGUGUAUGAUAUCAUUGAUGCCUCUGACCACUUUGUCAUGAGGACCAACCUCUCAACCUCUACAUCACUUGAUACAGAUCGUCUCUUCCGGUGUCGUUUCAACACCUCCAAGUCCGUGCGCAGGCAGAGUGCUGGGAACAAGCUGGUUCUGAUCCGAGCUCGCUGCCUCUGUCCCCCUCCCUCCUCUCCGACUGCUGGGUCCUACUGGACCUCCAACCCCGUCUGGGUUUGUUUCUGUUCUCCUCUGGAGCCCCACCCUACCCGCUCUGGCCCUGGGGGAGAAAGGGAAUCCACCUCCACCCCUCCCACUGCUGAGAGCAACUUCUUCUUGGCCUGCUUCCAUUCCCAGCACGGCCGGGAUAUGAGGCUGCAAAAUGCACAGGACAAUGUGAGUGCCUAUCUUGGCUUUGAUGUGGCAGCUCUACGCUCUCGCUCGUGGUACAGCCUCCUCCACCCACAGGAUCUGUCACAUGCCUCCACUCAGCACCGCAGCCUAUUGAGAGAAGGAGGAGAGGGCAGAGCUGAAAUGGUGGUGCGAGUGCAGGCAGAAGACCAGUCCUGGGUUUGGCUCUACAUGGUACUCCAGCUGGAGACUGGAGACAUCCCCAUUAGCAGCAACAACUACAUCAUCAGUGAGCCUGAAGCCUGGUCAGUGCGCCAACAGCUCAGCUCAGAGCAGACCCAGCUCACCCUGGUUCUGAGUGCUGGCACCUCUCAGCAGGAAAGCCUUAGCCUCCAGUCCCCAGAAACCCUCUCCAGCCCAGACCAGGUCUUCACCCCUGGCAGCAGCGGCCUGUCCGCCCAGUCCUUUGACUUCAGUACUGCUGGGUGCAGUGUGGGCUCAUCUGAUGAACCAGGGAGCUCCACCACUGAGGCCAUGCAGCUGGAGGGCGACCCUCGCUCCAGUAUCUCUUCUCUGGAAGAAGAAAGUUUCUUUCAGCAGCAGCCUACUGGCCCCGACCAAAGCCCCUCAACUGCCUCCUCUCCCACUCCAGUCACUGUAGCAACAGUGGCAGACUUAGACUUCCUCACCCAGAACAUUCUCCUGCCCCCAUCUUUCCAGCUUGACCCCCCACUGCCUGCCCUCCCCCUUCCUCUCCCCCCAGUGCCCACGUCACAAGCUCAGCAGACCAAAGAGUUUGUGUGCACACCACCCUACACACCCCAGCUCGGUGGGGCUAGCUUCCUGUUUGGUGAGCCCCUCUUCAGCUUUGACCCCACAGGCACUACCACGCCUCCGCCCUCUGCUACAACAGCUACUGCCUCCACCUCCAUGGCCCCCUCAGUUUCCCCAUCAGCCCCAACAACCACCGCCUCCAGCCCUGCUCCUCCCACUACCCUGUCUACCAAGCUUCCCCUGGCAGUGCCUACCCUGUCCACUGAUCUCCUCUUCCCCGUGGAGCCCUGCAGUGGCUCCCUUUACGAGAAACUGCCCCCCACUCCCGACAGCCCCGGGGACGGUGACUGCACAGUGAUGACCCUGCCUGAGGUACGGGGGCCAUUGUAUGUAGAUGUCCCACUUGGGCCCCUCCAGUAUCCCCCUGAGGGCCUCCUCACCCCAGAGGCCUCUCCUGGCAAGCAGCCAUGCCUCUCCUUUUUCUCAUUGGAGAGAGAGAGGGAAAAGGAGAGGGCAGAGAUCUCCCUCUUAGCUCAGCAUAUCAGCUCCCUGGCAGAGGGAUUCUACCUGGAUCCUCUCUUAUCCAAACUCUCUCCUCCUUCCAUGUCACCCUCAUCCUCUCCUCCCUCCCCAUUCCUGUCCCCUUCCCUAGAAACUCCUGAUGUUGAUUCAGUCCACAUGCUUGGGGAGUUUUAUCCCAUCAAGGCAUGGAGAGGUCUGGACAUUCCCAUAUUCCUUGAUGAUGAUGACUCUCUGUUUGAAGAGAGCAUCUUAGAAACCCUCCUCCAAGACUUCCCUGCUCCUCCUAAGUCCCCUGGCCUCUCUUCUCCCUCCCCCUCUCCUCCUCCUUCCUCCACUCCCUCUAGCCCAACCUCUCCCCAAACCCCAGUGUGCUGGCACCAACCCUCCCACUUUGAGGGAGUGGGCCACUUCUGUAGCGUCCAAUCGGCGCAAUGUAACUCCAUGGCUGGGUGCGGGGCGACUGUGGCUGCUGAGGCCGGGGCGAAGGUGGAGGGGGAGGGGCUAGUGGAGGAAGCAAUGGAGAUUGAGGUGGUGUCAUCUCCUUUGUCCUCUUGCUCCUCCAUCCCAGCUUCCCCUCCCCUCAUCCUCACUGCCUCCCCCUCCCCCGUCACCUCCAUGCCCAUCGCCUCGCCCACGCCCGCCGUGUCUUGCACCCAGUCCCUCUUGGAGGAACUGGCCGUCCUGGAACCCAUGUUUGGGGCAGGUGCCUCGAUCGCCCCUGGCUUAGGGCAACAACCUGAGUUGUAUCAACUCCAGUGUCAUCCAUCGCCACAGUGCUUCCACAAAGAUGGGAGUGGAAGUGUUCCUCCGUUCUAA
Molecule: messenger RNA, 2820 nt
Organism: Myripristis murdjan (pinecone soldierfish)
Lineage: Eukaryota; Metazoa; Chordata; Actinopteri; Holocentriformes; Holocentridae
Gene: npas4a
Product: neuronal PAS domain protein 4a
Exons: 8
Coding region: 1-2820 (939 amino acids)
Biological process (GO): regulation of transcription by RNA polymerase II
Molecular function (GO): RNA polymerase II transcription regulatory region sequence-specific DNA binding; protein dimerization activity; DNA-binding transcription factor activity, RNA polymerase II-specific
Source: RefSeq, a predicted model, not a curated record